Talaromyces stipitatus ATCC 10500 is the source of this 839-nucleotide messenger RNA. RefSeq names its product transferase hexapeptide domain protein. Gene Ontology annotation, cellular component: dynactin complex. Gene Ontology annotation, molecular function: dynein complex binding. The record is from RefSeq and is a predicted model, not a curated record. Gene Ontology annotation, biological process: mitotic spindle organization. The transcript is spliced from 2 exons. The coding region runs from base 81 to 839 and encodes 252 amino acids. NCBI's taxonomy places the organism in Eukaryota, Fungi, Ascomycota, Eurotiomycetes, Eurotiales, Trichocomaceae.
ACGGAUGCUUCUUUUCGAUGCUCGAUGCUUAACAGUAUCAUUUCAACUAACUGCUAUAUAAUCCUUUGCCGAACAGAACAAUGGCAUCGACAAGUUCAUCAACAUACCUAAAACCACCCCCAUCAGCAUCCACUUCCACCCAACGACAACGCGUCUCCUCAUCCUCAGCAUCAGGUCCAGCUCCUCCACCCCGUGCCCCUGUCUCUGUACACUCGACAACUACCGUCUCCGAAACCACGGCUUUCCAUGGCACGUACCCCAUAACAAUCGGGUCGGGCACCGUCAUCCACCCUCGCGUGAGAAUCCAGGCUUUCGAAGGACCCGUACAAAUCGGGGAUGGCUGCAUCAUUGGCGAAAAGACUAUAAUCGGCGAUAUCAAGGAGUCAACGAGCGCGCCCACUUCAACAUCAGAUGGAAUAUUAACGCGAAUAUCAUCCUCAGUGGUCAUAGGACCCCAAACCACAAUCCGUACAGGAGCAUACAUCCGUUCCGCCGCCGUGGUCGAUUCAUUAGCAACUAUAAACCGCCACGCGACCAUUGGCUCGCAUAGCAAGAUUUGUUCUCAAUGUGAAAUCUCAGAGGGGACUGUCGUGGAGGAUUGGAUGGUUAUCUGGGCUGCUGGGACAGGUAGCAUUGGACAGAGAAAAAGGCGACGGUUCGUCGGUCCAGCUGCAGAGGAGCAUGGUGGACAUCGGCCGAAUGCGAAACGAAUCGAGGAUGCGAGAUUAUUGGUAUUGCAUAAGGAGCGUGAAGGGCUUGCGAAGAUGAUUAGUUUAUCUACUAGUGGGGGCAGUAAACGAAGUGCAACCCCGAACAACGCCCACAUACCCUAUGUGUAA